This is a messenger RNA of Anolis sagrei ordinatus, 5894 nucleotides long. It is a transcript of the gene CEP152, whose product is annotated as centrosomal protein 152. Lineage: Eukaryota; Metazoa; Chordata; Lepidosauria; Squamata; Anolidae. Gene Ontology annotation, cellular component: centrosome. Gene Ontology annotation, biological process: centriole replication. The record is from RefSeq and is a predicted model, not a curated record.
AUAUAAUGUUGAUGAUGAUUUUGGUGCAAUAUUGUCCUUCUUUGCCAAUAUAGUAACUACUUCAUUUAAAAUGAGGGAGUUUAUUUCUGUAAUUUGCUCCUCCUCAUUGUAGGUUAUUGCUUCUGCUCUAUUUAACAAAAUAUGUAUAGGCUUUGUUAGUGUGGAAAAACACAGGUUUGGGUGCCAAGUUUCGAUUCAAUACUUGCUUAUGCUGUUGUGUACAGAUUUCUAGUAACCUUGUGAGAAAAAGAAAAUGUACUGCACAGAUGUAUCUCUUGAGAUCCAUUCUAUGUACCAAAACCUUACUGAUGGUUUAGAAGAACAGGUACUUUCUAUACAAGAUUCCUUGCUUCAACUGCAACAACUGUUGACAGAUCUUCCCCAUGAUAUGCUGGAAGAUAGUGGAGAUCACCUCUCUGACUAUAGUGUAACUGGAGACCAUGAACGUUUAAAUGAACCUUGGGAACAGAAUGGCAACCAAUGGAAUGAUCAUCCAGUUGCAACAAACACACAAAAUGAUUAUGAACAGGGUCAGAAUGUGUAUGGUGAACACUUUCUGUAUGAUCAAGGAAAUAUCCAAGGUGAAAUGCGUGCCAGAGAAUGGCCUGACCAUCACAAUGAAAGUGAAGACAAAAGCAUGUAUGAGAUCUCUGGCAGGGUUAGUGAAAAUGGGUCUGACGACGUGUAUCUCGGUGGAGACGGAUUUCAAACUCCUAGCCAAUACCAACAAACCAAUGCGUAUCACCUUCCAGAAAACUUUAGACCGUUUACCAAUGGACACCAGCAAGAACUCAGUAACCAGCACAGCAAAAAUCCAAACAUCAUUGAUGCUAAGAACGAGCACUUGAAGUUUGGCACUUCAGAAGCAACUACCAAGCAAUCCGUGGAGCCUUAUAAAGUACUAUAUAAGCCAUACCAGAAUAACAUUCAGCAGCCAGUCCCUGUUUCUCCAGAUGCAGCGAGAAGAAAUGAAAUGUUUGAAGAAAUGCAGCAAGAAUUUCUGGGAACUAGUGAGAAUUCUUCAGAAAACAUGCAGAUUCUACAACUUCAAGUUCUUAAUAAAGCAAAAGAACGAAAACUGGAGGAAUUUAACAAGCAGCUGGAAGAAAGGGCACAGCAGAUUAGGUAUCUCUCUCAUCAGCUUGCAAUCAUGAAAGAUGAAAAAGAUGGCAUGUAUCUUAGUCUUCAGGAAAGUCAAAAACUCUAUCAAAAUGGCAAGGAAAGAGAACUCCAGCUUGAAGGCCAAAUAAAAGCACUUGAAGCCGAAAUUCAAACUCUAAAGACCAACGAGGAGCAGUUGGUCAAAAAAGCCAAAGUAGCAGAAGUUGCCAUGGAAAGCGUGCAGCAGCAACUCUUAGAACUUAGGCGAUCCGAUUCCCUUCAGCGCGCAAGGGAGCAGCACGAGGCCAUUGUUGCAGCACUCCAACAGAAAAAUGAAGAACAAGUCUCAUCUCUGCAGCAGAAACUUGAUGCUAAGCAUGUAGCACUGCAGGAGCAGACAGAACUUUGCUGCCAUCUCAAGGAAAAUGUGAAGCAACUUGAAAGAACUCUUGAAGAAAGCAAAUUAGAAAAGAAUGAAAUGAUCAAUCGACUCUCGAGGAGCCUAGAAGAAAGUCAGAAUCAGUGUGCGAAUCUCCUCCAGACAGGAUUGGUCACAGAAACAAAUCAAUUACGGAUACAGCUUCAACAAGCUCAUUCUGCCCACUUAAUAAGUACUGAAAUGAACAAAGCUCUGCAGGAAGAGUUGAAGGAACUAAAAGAAGAAAUUAGUUUAUAUGAAUCUGCUGCAAAACAUGGCGUGUUUCUCAGUAACCCAGAUGGAGGAUUGAAUGCAGACAUGUCUGAUUCAUAUGUCGAUUUGGGCAUUAAAAAGAAAACAAAACUGAACAGUUCAGAAGGAAAUAGAGGACUUUCUAAAGAUGAGAUAAUCUUAGAGCUAAAGGAUGAAAUGGAACGCUUGCUGAGAAGUCACAAAUCAAAGCGGAACCGGAUUUCCCAAUUGCAGAAUGACCUUGAAGAUUGCCAGAGGACAAUCGAAGAACUGAAGCAGCAGCUGAUAAAGACAAAUGUAUACGAGUGUAAAGGAAAGAAUAUUCAAGGAUCAUCUGAUACUUUACAGUCCACUACCUUUGAGGAAAUUCUGAAGCUCAGAAAAGAAAAUGAAUUUUUGCGGCAAGAAACUGAGUGCCAUCAUACACGGGUUCAAGAACUUACAAAAAAACAGGAAAAACUGCAAAAUGCAAAUCAAGAGCUGUGUAGUCAGAUGAGACAAAUGGUUCAGGACUGUGAUCGUGAUAAGCAAGAAGCCCUUGACAGAUGUGAAAGGACAUAUCAACAACAUUAUGAGGAUGUGAAGAAAAAGCUUUGUGAAGAGCUGAUGGAAGGGCAUAAGGAAAAAGAAAAAAAGCUUAUCCAGGCUUAUGAAGAGAACAUUUGCCAGUUAAAGGCUGACAUUGAUGAAUUGAACAAAGAGAUGACUGCAGUGAAGGAAUGUUACAUUGCUGUCUGCAGAGAUAGAGAUGAAUUGGAAUCUACUUUAAAAGCAGGGUUUGAACAAGAGCAACAAGAGAGGGAAGACAAGCUCAAGAAACGGUUAUUGGAGGAAAAGGAAGCAUCUUUGAGCAAGCUGAGGACAGAAUUAGAAGAAGCUCACCAGAAUGCCAUGGUACUCGCUAAGGGUCAGUGGCAGAAAGAAAAAGAAGAUGAGAAGAAGAAGCACACUGAGAAUGAAAUUGCUAAAGCCAAAGCCCUUUGGGGGAAAGAACUGGAACAGGCCAAAGAGCAAGUUAUCCAGGAGGUUGAAAAAGAAUGGCGGAGUAGAUUGGAUCAAGCUCUGGAAGAAGCGAAGAGACCAGUCCUAGAACUCAAAGAUCACGGCAACCAAACAGAACCGUUAUCCAUCAAAGAUGACAUGCUACGCCAACUCAUUGCAGAGGCGGUUGAAGAGCAAACACUCCUAUUUCGGGAAACACUGAAGGAAAAGGAAAAUGCACUGAGAGAACAUGAAACUAGACAUCACGAAAGCAUUGCUAGUCAGGUGGAAUCAGCUCUCACGAAGGCUCGAACCAGGUGGUUACAGGAACUGACUCAGCUUGAGGAGUUCAAAGCGCAUCUCAAAGUAGCCAAGGGAAAAUGGGAGAAGGAAUCUGAACUUAGCACCGCAAAACAGGUCUCAUUGGUUCUUUCUGCCACUGAAGAGAAAUGGAAGAAGGAAAUCGAGAACAGUGAUAAACUUAGAGUCAGGAACAAGGAGCUGGAAGAAAAAAUAUUUUCCCUUAAAAGGGAGCUGGAGCUGAAAAAAGACGAAAUCCCAGCCAUUGUUAAAACCGAACUGGCAAAAGCGCGGACUCAGUGGAACAAGGAAAAGCAGGAGGAGGUGCACAGGAUACAAGAACAAAACGAAAAAGAUUACCACUCCUUUUUGCAAGACCACAGGAACAAAAUCAACGAGGUCCUUGCAAAAGUCAAAGCAGACUUUGCAAAGCAAAAGAAAGAAUUGCUCGAUCAGAAAGAGACGGAGCUGAAGAUGCACCUGGAGCAAAAGCAACAAGAGUGUGCCGUUCAGGAAGCUAAGAGAUUGCAAAAUGAAAUCAGCCAAUAUGAGGACAGGAUCCUGGUUCAGGUGGAACUCCUCCUAGAUGACAUGCACAAGGAUUUGGUCAGAUGCGCAGGUGAUCAGCGUACAUGGCAAGCAAAGUGGACUCUUCAUCCUCUUCAUGGCAACCCUCCAUUCAAAGAGAAACUGACAUUUUGUCUACAGAAAGCAUAUAAAGCCACCAUCUGUGCCAUUCUCGAGAAACGCAAACAAACAUGGAAGGAGAAACAUGAGGAUAUGGGGUAUAAUUUCAAAGAUUUGGAGGACCGUUGCCUGCAAAAUGAAGGAGAAACUGGGGACAAAGCAAGGCCUAUCUUGUAUGAUGUGGGACAGCAAAUCGAAUUACAAAGAAUGUUAAGAAAGAAGCCAUCUUUGCAGGAGACGGAAGUGGAUACUGGUUCUAACUACAGGAAGCAAAACCUGUUACCUCAAGAAGGCAUUUGUUGUGACCGUUGCCGCCAUCAGAUUGAAAGAAAAGAAAAAGAAUGUCAGGAUUUGAAAAAGAAACUUGACAAAGCUUGCAAACAUCUCCAGCUUGCUGUGAAGGAACAGAAGUCAAAACUGGAACAAGACAAAACUGUGGAGGCUUUAACAGAAGAAAACUCUGUGUUGAAGACUAAACUUGACAAUCUGAAAUCUGCUAGUGUUCCCCCAAGAUCAUUGUCGGAAGGGUAUGUCUCAAAGCCUUGCACUUCCUGCGAUGGAAAAGCUUUGGAAGAAAUGCGUUCCCAGUAUAUUAAAGCAGUGGGCAAAAUCAAGAGUGAUAUGCUUCGUUACAUUCAUGACAGUAAAGAGAGAGCUGCAGAAAUUAUUAAAUCAGAAGUAUUAAGGGAACGCCAGGAGACGGCCCGGAAGAUGCGCAAAUACUACCUUAUUUGUCUUCAGCAACUUCUGAAUGACGAUGGAAAGCAUGAAGGGGCUGAGAAAAAAAUUAUCUGUGCUGCCGGCAAGAUUGCAACAAUGGCUAAAGUACUGGAAACCCCUGUUCGUAACUCACCUCCGAACAAAAUAACCCACUCGGCCCUGUCACAAACCUCCAACGUUAAUGGAGCUAAAAGAAAUUACAUGCAGCAAGCCAGGCCAACAGCGAUGGAAAAUCAUGACGAAAGUGUAGGCCACAAACCUCCAACCCAGAGACGCAUCCCUUGUAGCUUACAGCAGCAUCUUGAGACUGUUGAAAGCCAUUCAGCACCGGUUCCCCAAACCCAGCUUGAUGGGAAGGCCUUUCAGCAAUUGAGUGACCCUUCGGUUAUUACUGAUGGUGAAACUAGAAGCCACCACCAACCUCCUCCUGUCCCAUUCCAGAAGCAUCCUCCAUGUUUUUCCGAAGGGAAAUUCCAAGGCAUCAGUCCAAUUAACAGUACAGAUGGUGGUUCCGACUCGGAGGCAACUUGUGUAAGAUUUAAGAACUUACAUGAAAGAUUGGCCAUAAAGGAACGUAGCUGUCCUCAGCCUGUUAGCCAUCAGAAAGACCCCUCUACCUUUGAAAUCCGGGAAACUCCAGUAAGGGAUGACGGUUGCUCUUCUGACUGGAGCCUGGUGAGCGAGACUCUCCAAACGGACAGCAGUGAUGCAUUGUCUUUGUACCCAGUUCAUAAACCCCAUUCCAGGGCACCACUGGAAUCCUGCUCACAAUUUCCCACUACAAAUCUCUUUUCUCACGCCAAGGAAAAUUCACAUGUGUUUUGCCACCAGUCUGCUGGUCAUGAAGAUGGGCCCCUCAUUGCAAAAAGACAGGGCAUGAAUUACCAAGAAGGCCACCGGACUGCGAUUCCUGGAGAAAUGCCAUAUCCAAACUUGGAAGAAUUAAGUCCUCUAAGCGGUGCUGCAUUAUGUUCGACAGAAGGGAAAAGUUACAACCCGUUGCCUUCAAGAAAACAGGUGCAAGAUGUUAUCCCUUUUCAUCAAGAUAGUGGCUUUGACAGCCCACAAAUCCACUUUGAUUGAACACCAGGAUCAAGACUCUGCACAUUCUGGAGAAAGAGAUUCUUAAAUAUAUUUAAAUGAAAGCUGUGAAGGAAGCUGAUUGUGGCUGUUGUGUGAUUGUUUUUUACUUGUUUGUUUCUUAACCUCUAUGUUUUGACUUUUACCUCAGCAAACUCAAUUGUAAAUAUUUAUGAUGGUUUGGGCUACAUCUUUGCUACCUGACCCUCACUAUGUAUAGAUUGGUUUUAUACCCGUGUGUUGUGUUUGAAAUGAUUUAUUUUUAUACCUCAAGAUUAGCGUGCAGCCCAAUGCAAAACUUUUUAUAUUUAUACAGAAAUAAAACUGACACAGUUGUCAAAGAUGUUUCUUGAAA